AAGGAAAAUCAACAAUAGCUGUGACAAGCUGCUGCCUCUUGGGUGUCAUGGCCAGUUAGAAGUGUACUGACUUCUGCAGUUUACUCUGAAGUGCAUAAAAGGAUAAAGCAAGGAUAGGAAGGAAAACAGAUCUCAGCUCUCAUCAGAAACAUCGAUGUCUGUUAAAGGAAACCAUACGUGAAAGUCUAACCUAUGAAGGUGCAAAAGCUGCAUCAGUUGAUUGCUUUGAGAUGGGAACGACAAGUGAUGAGAUGGUGUCUGUGGAGCAGAGCUCCUCCUCCUCUCUAAACCCCCUGUGUUUUGAAUGUGGCCAGCAGCACUGGACAAGAGAAAACCACUUAUACAAUUACCAGAAUGAAGUGGAUGAUGACCUGGUCUGCCAUAUUUGCCUUCAGCCUCUGCUGCAGCCACUAGAUACCCCUUGUGGACACACGUUCUGCUACAAGUGCCUCAGAAACUUUUUACAGGAGAAAGAUUUCUGUCCUUUGGACCGGAAGAGACUUCAUUUUAAGUUGUGUAAGAAGUCUAGUAUUCUAGUUCAUAAACUUCUAGACAAAUUACUAGUUUUAUGUCCAUUUUCUUCAGUGUGCCAAGAUGUAAUGCAACGCUGUGAUCUGGAGGCACAUCUUAAAAACAGAUGCCCUGGAGCUUCUCAUCGGAGAGUUGCCCUAGAGAGAAGGAAAGCUAGUAAAACGCAGACAGAGAUUGAGAAUGAAAACGGACCUGCCCUGAUAGAUCCUCCGGGAACUUUAUCGUCAGAAACAGACUGUUCCGGGACAGGCACAGCGCCCGCCGAGCGGAGCUUGACUUCAGCCUCUCUUCCUGCAUGGACGGAGGAGCCUGGCCUGGACAACCCUGCCUUUGAGGAAAAUGCCGGAGCUGACACCCCACAACAGCCACUUAGUUUACCGGAAGGAGAAAUAACCACCAUUGAAAUUCACCGGUCCAACCCUUACAUUCAGUUAGGGAUCAGCAUCGUGGGUGGCAACGAAACACCGCUGAUUAACAUUGUCAUCCAGGAAGUCUAUCGGGAUGGGAUCAUUGCCAGAGAUGGCAGACUCCUUGCUGGAGACCAGAUUCUUCAGGUCAAUAACUAUGAUAUCAGCAACGUGUCUCAUAACUAUGCCAGAGCUGUUCUUUCCCAGCCCUGCAACACACUGCAUCUUACUGUGCUUCGAGAGAGACGGUUCGGCAACCGAGCAUCCAGCCAUUCUGAUAGUACCUCUCCACGAGAAGAGAUUUUCCAUGUGGUUCUUAAUAAACGGGACUCUGGGGAACAGCUUGGCAUUAAAUUAGUGCGAAGGACAGAUGAGCCAGGCGUUUUUAUUCUUGACCUCUUGGAAGGGGGACUAGCUGCCCAGGAUGGCAGACUCAGUAGCAACGACCGAGUGCUGGCUAUCAAUGGACACGACUUGAAGCAUGGAACCCCAGAACUUGCUGCCCAGAUCAUUCAGGCCAGUGGAGAGAGGGUGAACUUAACCAUCACUAGACCAGGCAAACCCCAGCCUGGCAGCACUAUCCGAGAAGCGGCAGCUCACAGCAGCAGCCAGCACCACGCACAGCCGACGUAUUACAUCAGACCAAGCUCACACAAGGAUCUUACUCAGUGUGUCGCAUGCCAAGAAAAACACAUUACCGUAAAGAAGGAACCACAUGAAUCCCUUGGAAUGACAGUCGCUGGGGGCAGAGGCAGUAAGAGUGGCGAACUGCCCAUCUUUGUGACCAGCGUGCCACCUCAUGGCUGCCUUGCACGAGAUGGCAGAAUCAAGAGAGGUGACGUGCUGCUGAAUAUCAAUGGCAUUGAUCUGACCAAUUUAAGUCACAGUGAGGCUGUGGCGAUGCUGAAAGCCAGUGCUGCUUCCUCAGCUGUUGCCCUUAAAGCUCUUGAGGUUCAGAUUGUUGAGGAGGCCACACAGACCACGGAAGAGCAGCCGAGUACUUUCAGCGAAAACGAGUAUGAUGCCAGCUGGUCCCCAUCGUGGAUCAUGUGGCUUGGGCUUCCAAGUGCUCUUCAUAGCUGCCACGACAUAGUCCUCCGGAGAAGCUCCCUGGGGAGUUGGGGGUUUAGUAUUGUUGGUGGGUACGAAGAGAACCACGCCAAUCAGCCUUUCUUCAUUAAAACGAUUGUCUUGGGAACUCCUGCUUACUACGAUGGAAGAUUAAAAUGUGGAGACAUGAUCGUGGCUGUGAACGGCCUGUCUACCGUGGGCAUGAGCCACUCUGCGUUAGUUCCCAUGUUGAAAGAGCAAAGGAACAAAGUCACUCUGACAGUUAUUUGUUGGCCUGGCAGCCUUGUAUAGAAUUUGGAAAUUGGUUUCAAGUCAUGCAUUUUCCUUACUUUUAUUUUUUGGUUUUUGAAAGAAAACCAUUUGGUCUCAUUGUGUUUCUGGUUGUUGGGAGCUACUGACACAGCUGGUAUGUUCUGGGCCAAAACCCACUAAACUUGUGUCUUUGUUUUUAAUUUAAAUGGUUUCCUAAAGUUAGACACAUUUCUUUUAGCUUAGAAACAGUGUUCCACUAACCCUCGUGAGCUCACAUUUUCAGCAUUCAGACCCUGUGCUGUCAAGUGUUCCCUGUGGUAAUGACCAAAGCCUGCCCAACCUGUGACCAGCCAGCUGGAUUAAAGAACCUUGGGUGGUUCUUUGUUUUCACUAAGUAUAUCCUAAAAUGAGUUCUAUAUCCCCAGACUGAUGUCAGGGAAGCCAACACGAAUAGCAUUUACUGCCGCUUCGCAACCAACGCCUCGAAUGAAUACAUCUAGACCUAGGUGGUCACCGUUCCCCGUUUUCCACUGGUGCCAACAUUUCAAAAUGUCCUAUGUUCAUAGAGUGACUUUCUAGUUUAUUUUAUUUCGACUAUAAUCUCUAAGUACUCAUAGAUGAAGAUAUAAAGCUAACACUACUAAAGAGAUUUUAAGAAAAUCCUGUACCGCCGUUAGAAUAGUAGAGAAUAAAAGAUAAUAUGACCCCGUGACAAGGAACAUGGAAGGGAGUCACAGUUUCGUACUGGAGAUGCUAGAAGCCGCAUUUACUUGAAUAGUCCAAAAGCAUUAAAGAUUCAUUUCCAAAGGAAUGUUUUGUUACGUAGGAAAAUUUUGAAGCAGGUUUUGCUAAAAAUCAUUUCUAGGGUUUGUAUUAUACUUAGCAAUUUCAACUGAAAACGUUUUUGUGACUUCUGCAACUCAGCUAGAUGAUAAAAAUAAAACCACCUUGCUGUUAAAUGCACACACAUACAUCACCGCUUAGUAGAAGGGAGACCUUUUUAUUUUAUUCAGAGAAGAGUCUUUCUCGAGUGUUUUAAACACCCUGAUUUUUCCCGUGAUUUGUUAUAAACAUAAUUGUUUAAAGGGACUGAAAAGCCCUUUCUUUUGAAUGUGACACGGUAAGUUUUAGAGGCUGUUAUCUCAGCCAUCUCUUGGUCUCUAUUCUAUUCAUAGUUCUCUAAAUGUUUUUGAAAACCGCGUUUAGCCCGUCUCGUUGCCCUUUAUUCCACAUGGUUGUCCUUUGGAGGACACAUAAAGAUGUAAUAAGUCUCUUUACCUGAUUAAUAUUAUGCAUACUUGAAAAACACUGAUUUAGAAACCUAGUACAGAACCUGAGCUAAUUUACAAGUGACCUCUGUGACCUCUGUAAGAAAUGGCAUUGAUCAUCAGAGAAUGUAUUUGACAAUACUGCGAUAUAUUCUGAAGCAUGGCCACGUUUCUUCCCAACUUAGCAAUUGCAUUGCUGGGCUCCGUUGUAUCUGUAGCACGUCACUGCUGAUUCCAGGUAGUUUUAUAAUGUUUUUUUUUUUAAAAAAACAUACAAUAUUGGAAUAUAAAUAAGAAAUGAGAACAAUAGUUGCUACUGUCUUGUUCAACCCCUUAGCUACACACUGUAUAAUCAACAUGUAACCAAGAUACAGUGGGACGCCCCAUACAGUAUAUUACUGUUGUGAUGGUUGGCUUUUGAAGCAGUUUGAUAUGCUUUCAUAUUUUAAUUGACAUGGAACAAGCUUUUUUCCUGCUCCCCAGAUAGAAUUUUAUAACCGACUUUGCUAUUUUUUUAAAACAGUUUGUAAGAAAGUCAUUUCUUGGGGGGGUGGCCAUCCAACAACGUAAAUCCUAACUUUUACUUAGUUAUACAUAUAUAUAACUACUUUGUUUUAUAUUUACAUUGAAUUGGCGACACAACUAGUAUUUUGAAAGAGGAAAAUUGUUUUCAAUAUUGUUUUUAUCAUGGAAAUCUCGGAAUUAACUUAAGCUAUAGGUUUUGUGACCAAAAAACUAUAGCUUUUGGUCAGAAUGAUAUUUGGUGAUGGAAACGUGUUCAUUAAUUUAUUGUCACUGUUGAAAUAUUUGGAUUUUCUCAUUUUAAACUCUUACAGUUAAAUAUUUUGAUUUGUCUGUGCCUUCAGUUUAAAUUAUUUCAGGAUUUUUCAGACAUGUUUAAAUAAUGGUGUGAUAAUCAUUCAGGGUGAAAAUAAAAGUCAUCCUUUCCAAAAUA
Tupaia belangeri chinensis (Chinese tree shrew) is the source of this 4484-nucleotide messenger RNA. It is a transcript of the gene LNX2, whose product is annotated as ligand of numb-protein X 2. The coding region runs from base 231 to 2300 and encodes 689 amino acids. The record is from RefSeq and is a predicted model, not a curated record. Gene Ontology annotation, molecular function: protein binding; ubiquitin-protein transferase activity. NCBI's taxonomy places the organism in Eukaryota, Metazoa, Chordata, Mammalia, Scandentia, Tupaiidae. The transcript is spliced from 11 exons.